ACAGGGCUAUGAAGAACUGGAAAGACAGCUGAAAGAAGUCUUUAAGGAAAGGAGCAAUAUCCUUCAUCAACUGUCAAAGACAUCUAAAGAACUUGAGGGAAUUAAAGUAAACCUCCAGUCAUUGAAAAAUGAUGAAGUAUCAGCCAAAAAUGAUGUGCAGAAACUUCUGGAACUGGGCCAAAAGCAAAGGGAAGAAAUGAGAUCUCUCCAGGAGGCCUUUCAAAAGCAGCUUAAUGAGGCAGCUGAGAAAGCAGAAAAGCAGCAGGCUACCAUCAACUUUUUGAAGACUGAAAUGGAAAGGAAAAGCAAAAUGAUCCGUGACCUCCAAAACGAGAACAAAAGCCUCAAAACCAAGCUCUUAUCAGGAAACAAGCUUUGUGGUAUUCAUGCAGAAGAGUCAAAAAAGAUCCAAGCCCAGCUGAAAGAGCUUCGUUAUGGGAAAAAGGAUUUGAUUUUUAAGGCACAACAGCUAACAGAUCUGGAGCAAAAACUAGCAGUUGCAAAAGAUGAACUGGAAAAGGCCGCCCUUGACAAAGAGUCACAGCUGAAAGCUCUGAAGGAGACUGUGCAGCUUUGCCUGUCUUCUGUUCUGCACAGUCAGCCUCCUGCUAGGAAUCUAAUCCCUGCAAAACCAGCUGAGAAGCUGACAACCCCAGUUGCAAAGGGCUCAAAAGUUCCAUUUCAAGUGACAAGCACCAAGCGAAACGCCUCAGCUGAGAAAGAGACUUUUCACGCGGUGUUGAGAAAGGAGGAAAAUCAGAGCUCCCAGGGCUGUGAUUCUCAAGAU
This is a messenger RNA of Nestor notabilis (Kea), 787 nucleotides long. It is a transcript of the gene LUZP2, whose product is annotated as leucine zipper protein 2. NCBI's taxonomy places the organism in Eukaryota, Metazoa, Chordata, Aves, Psittaciformes, Psittacidae. The annotation marks the transcript as partial. The transcript has 9 exons. The record is from RefSeq and is a predicted model, not a curated record.